This is a messenger RNA of Mytilinidion resinicola, 686 nucleotides long. RefSeq lists its product as uncharacterized. The coding region runs from base 127 to 486 and encodes 119 amino acids. NCBI's taxonomy places the organism in Eukaryota, Fungi, Ascomycota, Dothideomycetes, Mytilinidiales, Mytilinidiaceae. The record is from RefSeq and is a predicted model, not a curated record. The transcript has 2 exons.
CUCAACUCACCUACAUAUAAAGUAGAAGCAACCUCCUCUCCCGUAAUUCUCUUCAUCUACACCUCCCUCCAAUCUUCCAAUCUCCCUCCAUCGCAAAUCCGCAAUUCUCCAUAUCGCUAUAUCAAGAUGGCAUCCACCGCCCCCGCGCCCACCCUCACCAUGAUCCUAAAAGUCACCGUCGAUCCCUCCAACGUCCCCGCCUUCCUCGAAGCACUGCGACCCGUCUACGACGGCGUAUCCUCAACCCCCGAGUGCACCUUCGUCCAACUCCUCCAAUCCCCCUCCUCACCAGGUGAAUUCAAAAUCGUGGAAACCUGGAACGCGACGAUGGAGUGGCUACAAUCCGUGCAACUGAAGAAGCCGUACUACGCAAUCUUAGCCGAGAAGGUCACGCCGCUGUACACCAAACCGCAGGAGAUCGAGGUAUGGGAGGGUGUGCAGGGGAAGGAGUGGGUUAGUGUGAACAAGGAUUUCUAUUUCUCGUAGAGUGCGGGACUGUCCUUUAAAUUACUCGAGCUCGGAUUGAUUAAAGUAAAGCUCUUGCUUCAAUGUUGAGUUGAUCAAUCCAUGGACACGCUCUAGGAGCUCUUCGUACCUAAAAACGGUAUAGAUAGCCUGCCGUAGGUUAUAAUAUAUCACGUGAUAGAUUUCUAAACGAGAUACCCUUUAUAUAGAAAACAGAGGGA